Molecule: messenger RNA, 4620 nt
Organism: Ochotona princeps (American pika)
Lineage: Eukaryota; Metazoa; Chordata; Mammalia; Lagomorpha; Ochotonidae
Gene: ADCY1
Product: adenylate cyclase 1
Exons: 20
Coding region: 177-3545 (1122 amino acids)
Biological process (GO): cAMP biosynthetic process; intracellular signal transduction; adenylate cyclase-activating G protein-coupled receptor signaling pathway
Cellular component (GO): plasma membrane
Molecular function (GO): adenylate cyclase activity
Source: RefSeq, a predicted model, not a curated record
GCGGGCGCCAGUGCGCAGGCGCGGCGGGCGGGAAAGGACGCGCUCGGGGCGCGCGCGCUGGGCAGCCGGCGCCCCAAGUCCGCCCGCCGCGCCCCGGCGCCUCGCCGCCCGCCCGCCCCGGCGCCCCGGGCCGGCGAGGGGCGCGCCCGCGGCGGCCGCCGCUGCAUGGCGCUGAGAUGGCGGGGGCGCCGCGCGGCGGAGGCGGCGGCGGUGCUGGAGGUGGCGGCGCGGGCGAGCCCGGGGGCGCCGAGAGGGCGGCCGGGCCGGCCGGCCGGCGCGGGCUGCGGGCGUGCGGCGAGGAGUUCGCGUGCCCCGAGCUGGAGGCGCUGUUCCGCGGCUACACGCUGCGGCUGGAGCAGGCGGCCACGCUGAAGGCGCUGGCUGUGCUCAGCCUGCUGGCCGGCGCGCUGGCGCUGGCCGAACUGCUGGGCGCGCCGGGGCCCGCGCCUGGCCUGGCCAAGGGCUCGCACCCGGUGCACUGCGUCCUCUUCCUGGCGCUGCUCGUGGUCACCAACGUGCGCUCCCUGCAGGUGCCCCAGCUGCAGCAGGUCGGCCAGCUGGCGCUGCUCUUCAGCCUCACCUUCGCCUUGCUCUGCUGCCCCUUUGCGCUGGGUGGCCCCGCGGGGGGCGCUGGCGGCGCGGCGGCGGGACCGGCGACCGCCGAGCAGGGGGUUUGGCAGCUCCUGCUGGUCACCUUCGUGUCCUAUGCCUUGCUGCCCGUGCGCAGCCUGCUGGCCGUCGCCUUCGGGCUCGUGGUGGCCUCCUCGCACUUGCUGAUCACGGCCACCCUGGUCCCCGCCAGGCGCCCACGGCUCUGGAGGACGCUCGGUGCCAACGCCCUGCUCUUCGUGGGCGUGAACAUGUAUGGCGUGUUUGUGCGCAUCCUGACGGAGCGCUCGCAGCGCAAGGCCUUCCUGCAAGCACGGAGCUGCAUUGAGGACCGGCUGCGGCUGGAGGAUGAGAAUGAGAAGCAGGAGCGGCUCCUCAUGAGCCUUCUGCCCCGCAACGUCGCCAUGGAGAUGAAGGAGGACUUCCUGAAGCCCCCAGAGAGGAUCUUCCACAAGAUUUAUAUCCAGAGGCAUGACAACGUGAGCAUCCUGUUUGCAGACAUCGUGGGCUUCACAGGGCUGGCAUCCCAGUGCACGGCCCAGGAGCUGGUCAAGCUGCUCAACGAGCUCUUUGGCAAGUUUGACGAGUUAGCCACGGAGAACCAUUGUCGCCGCAUCAAGAUCCUUGGGGACUGCUACUACUGCGUCUCAGGCCUCACGCAACCCAAGGCUGACCAUGCCCACUGCUGCGUGGAGAUGGGGCUGGACAUGAUUGACACCAUCACGUCUGUGGCCGAGGCCACCGAGGUGGACCUGAACAUGCGUGUGGGGCUGCAUACCGGCCGUGUCCUCUGCGGCGUCCUGGGCCUGCGCAAGUGGCAGUACGACGUGUGGUCCAACGACGUGACCCUGGCCAAUGUCAUGGAAGCCGCCGGGCUGCCGGGGAAGGUCCACAUUACCAAGGCCACUCUGGCAUGCCUGAAUGGGGACUACGAAGUGGAGCCAGGCCACGGGCACGAGAGGAACAGCUUCCUGAAGGCUCAUAACAUCGAGACCUUCUUCAUCGUGCCGUCCCAUCGCAGGAAGAUCUUCCCAGGCCUGAUUCUCUCUGACAUCAAACCGGCCAAGCGGAUGAAGUUCAAGACCGUGUGCUACCUGCUGGUGCAGCUCAUGCACUGCCGGAGGAUGUUCAAGGCUGAGAUCCCCUUCUCUAACGUCAUGACCUGCGAGGACGAUGACAAGAGGAGGGCAUUGAGAACGGCCUCGGAGAAAGUCAGGAACCGCUCGUCCUUCUCCGCGAACGUUGUCUACGCCACGCCGGGCACGCGCGUCAACAGGUACAUCAGCCGCCUACUGGAGGCCCGCCAGACAGAACUGGAGAUGGCCGACCUCAACUUCUUCACCCUGAAGUAUAAGCACGGGGAGCGGGAGCGGAAGUACCACCAGCUGCAGGACGAGUACUUCACCAGUGCCGUGGUCCUCGCCCUUGUAUUGGCUGCCUUAUUCGGCCUCGUCUACCUUCUCAUCAUUCCACAGAGCCUGGCUGUCCUUCUGCUGUUGGUCUUCUGCAUCUGUUUUCUGCUGGCCUGUGUGUUGUACCUGCACAUCACUCGCGUCCAGUGCUUCCCGGGGUGCCUGACCAUUCGGAUCCGCACCGUGCUGUGCAUCUGCAUUGUAGUCCUGAUCUACUCCGUCGCCCAGGGCUGCAUGGUGGGCUGCCUGCCCUGGGCCUGGCCCUCCAAGGUCAACAGCUCCGUGGUAGUGCUGGCAGCAGGCGGCCGGCGCACCGUGCUGCCUGCUGUGCCCUGCGAGUCAGCUCCCCAUGCCCUGCUGUGCUGCCUGGUGGGCACGCUGCCAUUGGCUGUGUUCCUGCGGGUGUCCUCCUUGCCCAAGAUGAUCUUGCUGUGUGGGCUCACCGCUUCCUACAUCCUCACCCUGGAGCUUAGUGGAUAUGGCAAGGCCGGGGCCGGUGCCACCCCCGGGCACAGCUACGAGCCACUCAUGGCCAUCCUACUUUUCUCCUGCACGCUGGCCCUGCACGCCAGGCAGGUGGACAUCAGGCUACGGCUGGACUACCUCUGGGCAGCACAGGCAGAAGAGGAGCGGGAUGACAUGGAGAAGGUGAAGGUGGAUAAUAAGCGCAUCCUCUUCAACCUCCUGCCUGCUCACGUGGCCCAGCACUUUCUCAUGUCCAACCCACGCAACAUGGACCUGUACUACCAGUCCUACUCCCAGGUGGGCGUCAUGUUCGCCUCCAUCCCCAACUUCAAUGACUUCUAUAUUGAGCUGGACGGCAACAACAUGGGGGUGGAGUGUUUGCGGCUGCUCAACGAGAUCAUUGCUGACUUCGAUGAGCUCAUGGAGAAAGACUUCUACAAGGACCUUGAGAAGAUCAAAACCAUUGGGAGCACCUACAUGGCUGCAGUGGGCCUGGCGCCCACGGCGGGGCCCAGGGCUAAAAAGUCCAUCUCCAGCCAGCUCAGCGCCCUGGCGGACUUCGCCAUUGAGAUGUUCGACGUGCUGGAUGAGAUCAACUACCAGUCCUACAAUGACUUCGUCCUCCGUGUGGGCAUUAAUGUGGGCCCUGUGGUAGCUGGGGUGAUCGGCGCUCGUCGACCACAGUAUGACAUCUGGGGGAACACAGUCAACGUGGCUAGUCGGAUGGACAGCACUGGGGUCCAGGGCCGAAUCCAGGUGACAGAGGACGUUCACCGGCUGUUGAAACGGUGCCCUUACCACUUUGUGUGCCGAGGCAAAGUCAGCGUGAAGGGCAAGGGGGAGAUGCUCACCUACUUCCUGGAAGGCAGAACUGAUGGAAACGGCCCCGGCGCCCGGUCCCUGCCCUUGGACCAGAGGCUGUGUCCUUACGGGAGAGGCGGCCUCCAGGGCAGGCGGCCCCCCCUGGGCCCUGCGGCCAGGCCCCCCCUGGGUCCUGGGCUCCCUCCACAGCCUGCCGGCCAGUGCCUGCCCCCCGCAGCUGCUGGAAAGGAAGCUUAGAAGGGCCCAGGCCAGCUGCUGGGUGCGCACACAGGGCGAGAACACUGCAGGCCACACAGGCUGCCGUGGCUCUGGCCAGGACCAGCUGGACGUGCCACGUAGGGAGCCAGUGUCCUGGCUGUAGCAGGGGGCCAUUGGGGCAUGACCUGAGGGCCAGCAGGAGCCCUGCCUGUGCCAGCCUCCCCCUUGGGGACUUGAGUAUCCCUGCCUGUUUUCAGUGGACCUGCCUUUAAAAGCCUCUGCCAGCCUCAUCAGGAGGGUGUAAAGUUUGCCUGGCCACAACUGGGGAAACCCAAGACAGCUCAUGUUUGCCUGCCUGAGGGUCUCCCGGCUCCAGCCACAAGCAGCAGCCGCAAGAGCCGUGGGGCAGUUCUGGCCUGCUGGACAGGGACCCAAGGCCUGGACUGCUCACCCGUGGGUGCAGCUUGGGGCCGGGUGGUCUCAGAGGGGACCAAGAGGAGAGAACUAAGAUGUGCCUCUCACUGUGUGAAAGUGGGGGCUUUUUCUUCUUUUUUUUGGCCGAGACCCAGGGUGGAUCUUAGGGAAGGGGAGUGGGUAGUGCCGCUGCCUCAUGUCCAGCGUUGUGGUUGUCAGUUGCACAGUCUGUCUGUGCGUGCUGCACCUGCUGGCCAGGGACAUUGCCUUGUGUUGUUGCUGUGUUCUAUGGAGAGGGGCAGCUUGGUCCUGCCCUUCUUGCCAUGUCUGGGACCCUGUGCCAUCAGAGCAGGCAGGUGCCCUUGCUGAAGAUGGUGGGUGUUUCAGUGCAGUGUGGGCGGGGCCCCCUGCUUGGGGAGGGAUCCACUGGUGAUUCUGAUGGCUGAGCCCCCUGCUGUCUUGGGGAUUGCUUUGAAGAUGAGAGUGUGGGGGCACUGCUGGGUUUAGGUGGUCAGAUGGAGCCAGGUGAGUUCAGACCUCUGGAUGGGAGGGAGGGUGACGUCGUGGGGAUGUUGGGAGGCCUGUGGCUCAGAGGGGCAGCUAGAAGGCUGGCGUGGAGCUUCUGCCCUGUUCAUGGCUGCUGGGCUUGGGGCCUCUCUUCCCUGCUUCCCUUCCUGGGCAUCCAAGGUGAGCACGGAGC